Molecule: messenger RNA, 4127 nt
Organism: Ilex paraguariensis (yerba mate)
Lineage: Eukaryota; Viridiplantae; Streptophyta; Magnoliopsida; Aquifoliales; Aquifoliaceae
Source: the annotation of a GenBank genome assembly
GCAAUGAUAGUCGCCCGCUCUCUUAUCACUCUUCUAGCACUUAUCAUUCGUUGGCAGUGAUAAGUACGUUUAGGUAUCAGUGAUAGGUCAGUAGAGAAUAUAGACUCCUGCCAAAGGCAUCGAAGAUAGCGAGACCAAGUCCUCUUAACUUUCUCUCUCUACAAACUUCUCUCCCUCCCUAUGCUUUAUCUUUCUCUGUCUUCUCCGCAGCCUUUGUAUCGUGGCUUUUCCUCAGCGGAAACCCUAGAAUUGUCGGUGUUCUGGUUCGUCGGCGGCUUUCGGGCUCUCGAUCUGUUGUUUUUCCGAAUUGGACUCAUUUGUUUCGAGUUCGUUGUCGCGGUUUUGUUGUUUUUGUUUUUUUUUUUUGGUGGUUUUCCGGUUGUGUUUUUGUUUUGAUUUGGAUCUGAGUUGGCUUUUGUGGGAGGAUAAUGUCGUCUUUGAGCAGAGAAUUGGUGUUUCUCAUACUCCAGUUUCUGGAGGAGGAGAAAUUUAAGGAGUCUGUGCACAAGCUUGAGCAAGAGUCGGGGUUUUUCUUUAACAUGAAAUACUUUGAGGAGAAAGUCCAUGCUGGUGAAUGGGAAGAAGUUGAGAAAUACCUGUCUGGAUUUACUAAAGUCGACGAUAACAGAUACUCCAUGAAGAUAUUCUUUGAAAUCAGGAAGCAGAAGUAUCUCGAAGCUCUUGAUCGGCAAGACAAAGCAAAGGCCGUUGAGAUACUGGUGAAUGAUUUGAAAGUAUUUUCGACGUUCAACGAAGAUUUGUACAAAGAAAUCACUCAGCUAUUGACACUUGGCAAUUUCAGGGAAAAUGAGCAGCUGUCCAAGUACGGUGACACCAAAACAGCUCGUAGUAUAAUGUUGAUAGAACUGAAAAAACUAAUAGAAGCAAAUCCCCUUUUUCGUGAGAAGCUUGCAUUUCCUACUUUAAAGUCAUCAAGAUUGCGGACUCUAAUUAAUCAGAGUUUGAACUGGCAGCACCAGCUGUGCAAGAAUCCCAGGCCAAACCCAGACAUCAAGACUUUAUUCGCAGACCACACAUGCACACCUCCAAAUGGGGCUCUUGCAGCUACUCCUGUCAACCUUCCGGUUGCCGCAGUUGCAAAAACUGCUGCUUACACAUCACUUGGAGCGCAUGGUCCCUUUCCACCCACUGCAGCAGCUGCCAAUGCUAAUGCAUUGGCAGGUUGGAUGGCAAAUGCCGCUGCAUCUUCAUCUGUUCAAGCAGCUGUUGUGACUGCAUCAUCCUUACCUGUUCCACAGAAUCCAGUUUCAAUAUUGAAACGCCCAAUAACACCUCCAGCUACGCUGGGUAUGGUUGAAUAUCAAACUACGGAUCACGAACAAUUAAUGAAACGUUUGCGGCCUGCACAAUCCGUUGAGGAGGUAACAUAUCCAAUGAUUCGUCAACAAGCUUCCUGGUCCCUGGAUGACUUGCCAAGAACCGUAGCUUUUUCCAUGCAUCAAGGAACCAGCGUUACAAGCAUGGAUUUUCAUCCUUCUCACCACACAUUGCUUCUUGUUGGUUCUGGUAAUGGUGAAAUCAUUCUUUGGGAAGUGGGGAUGAGGGAGAAGCUGGUUUCAAAGCCAUUCAAGAUAUGGGAUAUGGCAGCUUGUUCUCUGACAUUUCAGGCUUCUGUUGUCAAAGAUGCACCAAUAUCUGUAAGCCGUGUUACGUGGAGUCCAGAUGGAAAUUUUUUGGGGACUGCGUUUACUAAGCAUUUGAUCCACUUGUAUUCAUAUUCUGGACCGAAUGAAUUACGCCAGCAUUUAGAGAUUGAUGCCCAUGUUGGAGGAGUGAAUGACUUAGCUUUUGCCCAUCCUAACAAACAGCCAUGUGUAGUGACAUGUGGCGAUGAUAAGUUGAUAAAAGUGUGGGAUUUAACGGGACGAAAGCUAUUUAACUUUGAAGGGCAUGAAGCACCUGUAUACUCUAUAUGUCCUCAUCAAAAAGAGAAUAUCCAGUUUAUAUUUUCAACCGCCAUUGAUGGGAAAAUUAAGGCUUGGUUGUAUGAUAAUAUGGGAUCCAGAGUUGAUUAUGAUGCUCCUGGGCAUUGGUGCACUACUAUGCUUUACAGUGCUGAUGGAAGCAGAUUGUUCUCUUGUGGAACAAGUAAAGAGGGAGACUCUUUUCUGGUAGAGUGGAAUGAAAGUGAGGGAGCAAUAAAGAGGAAUUAUUCUGGUUUUAGAAAGAAAUCAGCUGGUGUUGUGCAGUUCGACACAACUCAAAAUCACUUUUUGGCUGUGGGUGAAGAAAACCAGAUAAAGUUCUGGGACAUGGACAAUACUAGUGUUCUCACAAGUACAGAUGCAGAAGGUGGCCUCCAGAGUCUUCCUCGCCUGAGAUUUAACAAGGAAGGGAAUCUCCUUGCUGUUACAACGACUGAUAAUGGAAUCAAGAUACUUGCAAAUGCCGUUGGUCUCAGAUUGUUGAGGGCAGGUGAAGCCCCAACUUUUGAGGCACUGAGAUCACCUAUUGAAGCAGCUGCAAUCAAGGCUUCAGGCUCUUCUGCUGUUGCAAAUGUCAGUCCAGUCAAUUGUAAAGUGGAAAGGAGCUCCCCAGUCAGGCCUUCUGGCAUUCUUAAUGGAGUUGAUCCUAUGGGUAGAAGCAUGGAAAAGGCAAGAAAUUUGGAUGAUGUAACUGAUAAAACGAAACCCUGGCAGCUGACUGAAAUUGUGGAGCCUGUUCAGUGCCGGCUAGUUACCAUGCCAGACAGCACAGACACUGCCAACAAGGUUGCUCGACUACUGUAUACAAAUUCUGGUGCUGGCGUUUUGGCACUUGGGUCAAAUGGUGUACAAAAGCUGUGGAAGUGGGUACGAAAUGAACAAAAUCCAAGUGGAAAGGCCACUGCCAAUGUUGUACCACAGCUGUGGCAACCAAACAGUGGUCUUCUUAUGACUAAUGAUGUGUCAGGUGUCAACCUUGAGGAAGCAGUUCCAUGCAUAGCCCUCUCAAAGAAUGACUCCUAUGUAAUGUCGGCUGCUGGUGGAAAGGUUUCAUUGUUUAAUAUGAUGACCUUCAAGGUGAUGACAACAUUCAUGCCACCUCCCCCUGCAUCAACCUUCCUGGCAUUUCAUCCUCAAGAUAAUAACAUCAUAGCCAUUGGAAUGGAGGAUUCAACUAUCCACAUAUACAAUGUCAGGGUAGAUGAGGUAAAAUCAAAAUUGAAAGGUCACCAGAAGCGCAUAACUGGUUUAGCUUUUUCCACCAAUCUUAACAUAUUGGUUUCAUCAGGUGCUGAUGCUCAGCUUUGUGUUUGGAGCAUUGAUACUUGGGAAAAGAGAAAAUCAGUUCCAAUACAACUGCCUUCUGGUAAAGCUCCUGUUGGGGACACUCGAGUACUAUUCCACUCUGAUCAAAUUCGUUUGCUGGUAUCCCAUGAAACACAGCUAGCAAUAUAUGAUGCCUCCAAGAUGGAUCGCAUCCGUCAGUGGGUUCCUCAAGAUGUCCUCUCUGCACCUAUUUCUUAUGCAGCAUACUCCUGCAACAGUCAACUAGUUUUUGCUUCCUUCUCAGAUGGUAACAUUGGGGUCUUCGAGGCAGAUAGUCUCAGACUAAGAUGCCGCAUUGCCGCGUCAACGUACUUGUCCCAGGCUGUGUUAAAUGGAAGCCAAGCUGUUUACCCGCUUGUUGUUGCUGCACAUCCACACGAGCCCAACCAAUUUGCAGUUGGAUUGACAGAUGGGGCUGUUAAAGCGAUAGAACCCUCAGAGUCGGAGGGAAAGUGGGGAGUAACUCCACCUGUAGAUAACGGGAUGCUAAAUGGUAGAACUGGGUCAUCAUCUACCACAAGCAACCAUGCCCCUGAUCAGGUUCAAAGAUAAUAUCUAUUGUAUCCUAUCAUUUACAAUCUCCCCCUCUGUAAUUUAUCAGCGUAGAUUUUAGGCAUUUAUUCUCCCUUAUCAAAUGUAGUAUUUGAUGUGAUGUUUAGAGAGGUAUCAGUAUUGUAUGCUGUUCUGGUUGAUUAAUGUUUGUAGAUUUGUUCAGCAUCCUGUUUUUUGUAUAGUUGAGCAUUGUCUUAAAAGUUUAUUUUUAUUCUGAGAAAUACAUUUGUUGAUCAUGAUAACUUGAGAUUGUGGUUGGUUGUGUUAAGAGUUUUUAUUUAUACUAGUUGGUGCACACGUGGG